AAGCAUUAGCAGUGGUUAACUGCGGUAGAUCUGCACUGGUUAUGGAAGGGACUAGUUGUCUUUCUAAGUGAUAGAUAAACUGGUAGGACAGUCUCUGUUGGGCUCUGAAAUGGGAACCCAAAGGAAUAGUCUUAUUUGAUGGUUUCAGGAUUUCUUUUUACAUCCUUUAUAUCCACCAUGGGCAAUGCAGCAAUGCGUAAGGCACAUAGAGUCGAAAAUCCUGAACAAGAUGAUAUGCUUACAAACAUUGAAUCAGGUCAAAGUGAAAGCAUGGACUCCCUGUCGGACAGCAAUACCAGUUUCCUUCGAGCAGCAAGAGCAGGAAAUAUCGACAAGGUUCUGGAGUAUUUGAAGGGUGGAGUAGACAUCAGCACUUGUAAUCAGAAUGGCCUCAAUGCUUUGCAUUUGGCAGCAAAGGAAGGACAUGUGGACCUGGUCCAGGAGCUGCUGGACAGGGGGUCUUCAGUUGAUUCUGCAACCAAGAAAGGAAAUACAGCUCUCCACAUCGCUUCACUAGCAGGACAAGGAGAGGUUGUAAAGAUCCUGGUCAAGAGGGGAGCAGACAUUAAUGCACAAUCUCAGGUAGGAACUAGCUUGACAUUUAUGCCAGCAAGGAAAAAUAAAUAAAUACAAUAAAAACCAUUAAAAUCUGUGCUCUUAUAGAAUGGAUUCACUCCCCUGUACAUGGCUUCUCAAGAAAACCAUUUAGAUGUGGUGCGCUAUCUUUUGGAGAAUGGUGGAAACCAGAGCACCGCAACAGAGGAUGGCUUCACACCUUUAGCUAUUGCACUGCAACAAGGCCAUAAUCAGGUGGUGUCCAUCCUUUUAGAGAAUGAUACAAAGGGAAAAGUACGUCUGCCUGCCUUGCACAUUGCAGCCCGAAAGGACGACACAAAAUCUGCUGCCCUGCUGCUCCAAAAUGACCACAAUGCCGAUGUACAGUCUAAGAGUGGAUUCACACCCCUGCAUAUAGCUGCUCACUAUGGAAACGUAAAUGUUGCAACACUGCUCCUCAAUCGAGGGGCUGCUGUGGACUUCACUGCAAGGAAUGGGAUCACGCCACUACACGUAGCGUCUAAGAGGGGAAACACUAAUAUGGUUCAUCUGCUGUUGGACAGAGGGGCUCAGAUUGAUGCCAAAACAAGGGAUGGCCUCACACCUUUACACUGCGCAGCAAGAAGUGGCCAUGACACAGCAGUGGAGCUCUUAUUGGAGAGAGGAGCCCCUAUGCUGGCCAGAACCAAGAACGGUUUAUCUCCACUCCACAUGGCAGCGCAGGGUGACCAUGUGGAGUGUGUCAAACACCUGCUGCAGCACAAGGCACCUGUUGAUGAUGUCACACUGGACUACCUGACAGCCCUCCAUGUUGCCGCCCACUGUGGUCACUACAGAGUUACCAAACUUCUAUUAGACAAGAGAGCCAACCCGAAUGCUCGAGCAUUGAAUGGUUUCACUCCUCUACACAUUGCCUGUAAGAAAAACAGAGUCAAAGUGAUGGAGCUCUUGAUCAAGUAUGGAGCAUUCAUUCAAGCUAUCACUGAGUCUGGUCUCACACCAAUCCACGUGGCAGCCUUCAUGGGUCACCUCAACAUUGUUCUUUUACUACUGCAGAAUGGAGCCUCCCCUGAUGUUAGCAAUAUACGUGGAGAGACUGCUUUGCACAUGGCUGCCCGUGCUGGACAGAUGGAAGUUGUUCGCUGUCUUCUGAGGAAUGGAGCCAUGGUGGAUGCAAGAGCAAGGGAGGAUCAGACUCCGCUUCACAUUGCAUCUCGUCUGGGUAAGACAGAGAUUGUCCAGCUCCUGCUACAACACAUGGCUCAUCCAGAUGCAGCAACCAUUAAUGGUUACACACCCCUUCAUAUCGCUGCACGCGAGGGACAUCUGGGAACAGCCUACGUUACUCGUUCAGUGCUGUGUCUGCUUGAGGCAAUGGGCGGUUAACCUCUACCCAUGAUUGCUCACUGGGAGUCUUUAGCUACCAAGAAAGGGUUCACACCAUUACAUGUGGCAUCAAAAUACGGUAGCCUGGAUGUGGCAAAACUACUUCUACAGCGACGGGCACCCCCUGACAUUGCUGGGAAGCAGAAUGGUCUUACUCCUCUACAUGUUGCUGCUCACUAUGAUAACCAGAAGGUGGCGCUCCUGCUUUUGGACAAAGGAGCAUCUCCCCAUGCCACAGCCAAGAAUGGAUACACUCCCCUUCAUAUAGCAGCAAAAAAGAAUCAAAUGGAAAUAGCUACAACACUCCUACAGUACGGAGCUGAGACCAACAUCCAGACCAAACAGGGUGUGAUGCCGCUCCAUCUGGCUUCCCAAGAGGGACACAGUGAGAUGGCAGCUCUGCUUCUGCAAAGAGGAGCUAAUGUCAAUGUUCCCACUAAGAGUGGACUUACAUCCUUUCAUCUUGCUGCCCAAGAAGACAAAGUAGGUGUUGGUGAGAUUUUAGUUAAGCACGGUGCCAACAUUGACCAACAAACAAAAUUGGGAUACACACCUCUUAUUGUUGCCUGUCACUACGGAAAUGCAAAGAUGGUUAAUUUUCUGUUGAAGAGUGGGGCAAGUGUCAAUGCUAAAACAAAGAAUGGUUACACACCUCUACACCAGGCUGCACAACAAGGCAACACACACAUCAUUAAUGUCUUACUCCAGCAUGGAGCCAAGCCCAAUGCCAUCACUGUGAAUGGAAACACCGCUCUUGCCAUCGCACGUCGCCUUGGUUACAUUUCUGUGGUUGACACUCUGAGGGUAGUCACAGAGGAAAUUAUCACUACAACAACGACGGUGACAGAGAAACACAAGCUAAAUGUGCCAGAGACCAUGACAGAAGUCCUUGAUGUGUCUGACGAAGAGGUUCCAAGACAGCUAGAUGAUGGGGCUAUGUCUGAUGACUCUAUUGAUUUUGAAGGUGAUGACACCAUGACAGGUGAUGGUGGAGAAUAUUUGAGAGCAGAGGAUUUGAGAGAGUUAGGAGAUGACUCUCUACCUGGACAGUACCUGGAUGGCAUGAACUACUUGCGCUUCAGUUUAGAAGGAGGCCGAUCAGACAGUCGCUUGCAAAGUUUGGACAGGUCCUAUACACCCACUCACCAAAGUUACUACCCUGCAAGACACUAUGGGAUGAUGGAGGAUAUGAUAUACAGCAACCAGGUGUCUUCACUUGCAGGAGAAAAUGAAAAGGACUCAUAUAGCUGGGAAACUGAAAACUUGGACAACAUAGCACUAUCCUCAAGUCCUGCUCAUUCCGGCCAUUGUUCUCCAUGUCAUGACCAUGACAAUAGCAGUUUCUUAGUCAGCUUCAUGGUGGAUGCCCGUGGAGGUGCCAUGCGUGGAUGCCGCCACAAUGGUCUACGGCUGAUCAUUCCACCACGGAAAUGCAGUGCCCCUACUCGAGUCACCUGUAGACUGGUGAAAAGGCACCGACUGGCCACCAUGCCCCCCAUGGUAGAGGGUGAUGGUCUAGCUAGCAGGCUGAUUGAGGUUGGACCCUCUGGAGCUCAAUUUCUUGGUAAGCUCCACCUCCCUACUGCCCCGCCCCCUCUGAAUGAGAGUGAGAGUUUGGUUAGCCGCAUUCUGCAACUGGGCCCACCAGGGACAAAAUUUCUGGGGCCGGUGAUUGUGGAGAUCCCUCACUUUGCGGCGCUAAGAGGAAAAGAGAGGGAGCUGGUGAUCUUACGCAGUGAAACGGGAGAGAGUUGGAAAGAGCAUCAUUGUGAGUACACAGAAGAAGAGCUCAACCAGAUCCUCAACGGCAUGGAUGAGGGACUGGACCCACCAGAAGAGUUGGAGAAAAAGCGAAUCUGUCGCAUUAUCACUCGGGACUUUCCACAGUAUUUUGCUGUGGUGUCACGAAUUAAGCAAGACAGUAAUCUCAUUGGUCCAGAAGGUGGUAUUCUGAGUAGCACAGUGGUCCCUCAAGUACAGGCUGUCUUCCCAGAGGGAGCUCUCACUAAACGCAUCCGUGUUGGCCUGCAGGCUCAACCAAUGAGUAUUGAUGUAGUGAGGAAGAAUUUGGGUAAUAAAGCCACAUUCAGCCCUAUAGUCACUCUGGAACCACGGAGGAGGAAAUUCCAUAAACCCAUAACCAUGACCAUCCCUGUCCCGAAGAGCUCCGCUGACCCAAUCCUUGGUGGCUUUGGAGGUGGAGAUGCUCCUACAUUACGUUUGCUAUGCAGCAUCACAGGUGGGACCACUCCUGCUCAAUGGGAAGAUAUCACUGGGACUACACCAUUAACAUUCACCAGUGACUCUGUGUCUUUCACCACAAAUGUGUCUGCCAGAUUCUGGCUCAUAGACUGCAGGCAGGUUCAGGAGUCGGUGAACUUCGCCACUCAGGUGUAUCGUGAGAUCAUCUGUGUUCCUUACAUGGCCAAAUUCGUCAUCUUUGCCAAAACACAUGACCCUAUUGAGGCUCGAUUGCGCUGUUUCUGUAUGACUGAUGAUAAAAUGGACAAAACUUUGGAGCAGCAAGAGAACUUCACAGAAGUGGCACGAAGCCGAGAUGUGGAGGUAUUAGAAGGUAAACCAAUCUAUGUAGACUGUUUUGGAAACCUGGUUCCUCUAACAAAAAGUGGCCAGCAUCAUGUCUUCAGCUUCUAUGCCUUUAAAGAGAAUCGACUGGCUCUUUUUAUCAAAAUACGAGACAACACUCAAGAGCCUUGUGGACGUUUGUCCUUCACAAAAGAGCCAAGAUCUUAUAGGACUUUGACUCAUAGUGCAAUAUGCAAUUUAAACAUCACUCUGCCAGCUUACUCUAAGGAAUCAGAUUCAGAACAAGAACCUGAUGAGGAGACAAGCGGAACACUUGAGAAAUAUGAUGAAGACACUGAAACAACUGCAACAUCAUUCCUGAAAACACAAUUGAUCCGAGACUCCCCUGCCCUUGCAAGUCCAGAUUUACUCUCUGAAGUGUCAGAGAUGAAACAAGACCUUAUCAAAAUGACUGCUAUUCUGACCACUGAUUCCUCAGAGAAAGCAGGACCCAUGCAAGGGGAUUAUUUAGAUAAGGGGGUGGAGGAGGUGUCAGCAGAGCCUUUUGAGAUAAUGGAAAAAGUCAAAGAGGAUUUGGAAAAAGUUAGUGAAAUUCUGAGAAGUGGAACAUGUGACAAGGAAGAGUCUAUAAAAACAGACAGCCGUCCAUAUAGGAUGGAUGAGGGGUGGGUUCUACUAACAGAAAGUGAAAUCGAAGAGGCAAAAAUGAUGGCUGCCUUUGAAUCUCAAGAAUCACUUCUGAAGGAAGUUCGAAUCAACAGAGGAUCACAGAGACCAAAGGGUGCUAGGGACAGGCCUGGCAUAGAAACUGUUCCCAGUGGUGAAGUUAAGGAAUACUUAUUGGAUGUUUCUGAUGCAUCUAGGCCUGAAUCCCAAGAGUCUCCAUCACAGCAAAGGUUCACUGAGGUUGUUCUGCGCAGAGGUGGUCGGAAAAUAGUCCCUACAGUGGCAAAAGACACUAAGGCCCAUACAACAGAUGUAAAAAAGCCCAUACGAAGAAAAGGGCUUCAAGGACAUACAGAUGAAACCCAGUCAUCUAGCACAAAAGAAAGUAUUGUUAGUAAAAGCACUGGGAAGUCGUCUGAAGGGGAUGCCUUUCUACCCGUCCCUGGAGACAAAAAAAAUUCUCCCGUUUCACCAGUGGUUGAGGAGACACCAAUCGGUUCCAUUAAAGAGAAAGUUAAGGCUCUUCAAAAGAAAGUAGAGGAAGAACAAAAAGGUCAGAAAAAACAAACAGGCCAAAAACCUCCAUAUAAAGCAACAGAAGCCAAAGCAUCCUCUGUUGUCAAAGAUCAGAAAACAUCAGGCCUGAAAAAACAGACUUCUUCACCCCAGAAACAGUCUCCUUCUAGGUCAACAGGGUCUGAGCCUGGGAGACUAGAAGAAACCAUGUCUGUAAGAGAACUAAUGAGAGCAUUUCAAACUGGCCAAGACCCCUCAAAAAGAAAGUCUGGGCUCUUUGAGCACAAAGGUCCUUCCAAAACAGAAGACACAACAGUGAGUAAACCAGAGGCUAUCCUAAUAAAGCCACAUGAAGUGUCUCUUGAUGUUUUAAAGCCUGAAGAUCACCAUGAAGAAAAAGAAGUAAAAAGUAGUCCACACAUAAAAAAAUCUGAAGACACUGAAGAAGAUACAAAAGCAAGUCAAAAGAGUCAUCAGUGUCCACAGGAAAAGAUUGGUAAGGCUGUGGUUUCUGGAAUAGUGUCAGCAGGUCCUUUUACUCACUCAAGCAUGACAACAACAAUUCCUCAAAAUUGGUCAGAACAGCACAGAGAUCUUUUGCCUGGCAACGGUACAGAGAACAGUGCAUUUGAUGACAGCUCUGACAGCAUUAGACAUGUAGCAUUGGUCGACUCGCCCAGUGCCAGCCUUGCUGAAGCAGAAGCCCCAUUGAGUUCUGAGGAAAGUUACAAACAUGAGGGCUUGGCUGAGACUCCAGAAACAAGCCCUGAGAGCCUCUCAUUAUCACCUAAAAAAACAGCUCAGUCUAUACUUGCAAAGACCUCAAAAUCAGUAGCAGUCACCCCUAAAGUCAAGACAAGUAAAGUAUAUGUUUCCUUUACUACUGAGAUGAAGACAACUAAUGAACAGGCAUCUGAAGCUUCAGUUCAUCAUCCAGCAUUGAGCAAAGCAGUGGAUGAACCAACAAAGAGUGAGUCUAUGUCUAUUCCUCAUGGAAAUAGGGGGGUGAACUUUGAGGGUGAACAAACUUCUAUGGAUAAGGACAUUGUUUCUGUGUCAUCCAAGCCAUCUAAAGCUCGAAAACUGACAAAAAGAACAUCUGAAACCCUAGAGUGUUUUUUGAGUGAUGAGGAAUCCUUUGAUGGUCAACCAAUACCAACCUCUGCUGAUUCCCUGGCCUCAAGGGCAGCUACACAGGAUCAUGGUGGUUUAGUGCUACCUCUUAGACACCAAGAUUCAGAGAACCUUAGUCCAGUAGCUGAUGACUCUUUUAAUAUUAGCCACAAGGACUCUUUAGAGGGUAGUCCCUUGAUGGAUGACAACUCUUCCCAUAAAACCCCAGACUCUAUUGAGCCUAGUCCAACAAAAGAAUCCCCGUGCCGUGACUCUUUAGAAAGCAGCCCCAUAGAGAUGAAAACCAACCUGGCUUUUCCACCUACAGUAGAACAACCCAGUGUGACCACAGGGCCCCUGACAUUCUCCAAAGCCCCUGAAAUGCCCCCAGACAGUUUGCGUAGUAGAAUGCUCAAAGAACAGGAGGGUAAUGCCGACGAUGACAGUUGUGAGCAGACAUCCCUGAUGACAAGUUCGGGUAAGAGUCCUUUCUCACCUGACACACCAAGUUCUGAAGAGGUAAGUUAUGAGGUCAAUCCCAAAACCCCAGACCCCAUGGUCCUGAUUGUUCCCUGUAAGCCAUCAGUAAUCCCAGAGGAGACAGUAGAAGAUGAUGAGUUGAAGUGUGGCCUGACACAGAGGAAAAUUACUCCAGAAGAAGAGAUGUUUAAAAUGGCUGCCAAAAUAAAAACAUUUGAUGAAAUGGAGCAAGAUGCAAAAGACAAAAAGGACAAUAGAAAAGAUUGUGAAUCCUUUCAGGCCUUGCUAGCUUCUGAUGCAGAAGAUGACAGCUUCAAACUGUUUGAGCUUGCAUCCAAACAUGAAACAUCCUCUGUGGAUGAUGUUGGGUUUAGUGAACUCAAACAAGCCUCAGAGAUAGGACGGUCUGUUGAACCGAUCAUUAAAGUACAACCUCCCUCUCCUUUUCCAGCAGGUAUUCAUAUGAGCCCCCAAACAUCUGACGACAUUCAACAAACCAUGGCCCACAGUGCAGCAUCUUCAGCUGAAUCAGCAAUGAGGAGACCUCAGUUUGUCUCAGAAAAGCAUACCAUAAAACCACACCUUCAAGAAUCUCAUAGUGAGAAAAUUAAGGACAAAGAUUAUGUUGAUUCAGAGUUAGUACAGCUAAACAAAACUGCAUCUAACAGCAAAAAUAUAACUGAUGAACAAAAAGAGCAAAGCUUAAAAAGAUCAAAAGGAAAUCAAGAAGUUUACAGUCACGAACAGCAGAAGGAGGCAGCUAAUUACCAAAAUGCUGACUACAAAUCACAUAGUCAGGAAGAGUCUAAUGUAACGGAUGAGAUUAAAGGGGAUUACAUGAGGAAUGCAGGGACAUCUUAUGUUGAUAUUUGUAGUGGCAGCUUAGAUAUUGAUACUAUUCCAAUAAUUAUUGGGCAAACAAAAGAAACAUUUAAACCAGAAAUAUGUAUUUAUGAUGACACAGAGGAAGAUGAUGCUGAGGAGGAACCUCCUAAGACUGAAUCUAGAGGAGUUACAGCAAAAGCAGAGACAGACGCAUGGAAUUCAAUGCGAGAAGAUGAUGAUGCAUUUGCAGCAAGACUCAAAGAGGAAGAGCAAAGGAUCUUGGGUCUGGCUGUAGAUCGGCAUUCCCAAGGGGCGACUCCAGACACAACACCAGCAAGGACACCCACUGAGGAGGGUACACCAACAAGUGAACAAAAUCCUUUCCUUUUCCAGGAAGGAAAACUUUUUGAGAUGACAAGAAGUGGUGCAAUAGACAUGACAAAAAGGAGUUACGAGGAGGAAGGGUUUGCAUUUUACCAAAUAGAGCAACCCAUUGUAGAGGGCAUAGCUGAAGAUGAAGGUAAUGAACCUGUUAGAGCAUCCAAUGAUGCUGAGAAUGAGAUUGGUUGCAACCUGUCUUUGCAAAUAAAACCAGAGGAGGAUGAAGACCUCCUUAAAGAGGCUACAGAUUUAUCUGUACAUUCUCCUGCUGGGGAUAAUCUGGCUGCAGCUACAAAGUCAGAUUUUUCAAAGUCUAAAACCUCAAUCAAAUUGGAUGACUCUGCCUCAACCAAAAUUUUAGAAAAGGACCAAACAAUGUUAGAGGUUAAAUCAGACAAAGUUAUGAGUGAGGGACAUUUAGUAUCUGAUCCUGGUUCCUCUGACACUGUCAUAGCCAAUGUCCAGACAGCAGUGUCAACAGUUAUUAGAUCAGUUCAUUCCCAACAAGACCAAGAGUCCUCAAAAGAUCAGCACUCAGUAAUAGAAAAAACCAAAACCCAUGAAAAGACAGAAUCCCAAAGUAAACCUGUCUCUAAAAGUUACACAGCAAUGUCUCUAUCAUCUACGGCUAGAAAAGAUAUGUCCACCUCCAAAGAGGAAGAGGAACCAAAAUCCCGAAUCCCUGUUAAGGCCAGCUCCCUCAGGUCUGAAUAUGUAGAACCUGCCAAGAACAAGAAGUCAAAGUUGCCCAUAAAACCUCAAUCAAGGAGAAAAUCUGAAACAGACACAAGCCCAUCCAUAACCUCCAGUUAUACAAAGUCUUCCAAAGCCAAGAGCUUCUGUGAAAGUGAUUCCACCAAGAAACCAGCCAAAAAGGACCAGAAUCGUCCAACAAGUACUGAUCUAUCCAGCACAACUAAGACACUUCCUUCAAGAUUACCAAUCAGGGGAAAGCCUGGCCAGCCAGUUCAAACUUCCACACCAGCAAAACAAAAAAAGGAUCGGCCAACUGACACAAACAAACAGUCCAUUGCAUUUUUUAAAGAGAUUAGUCAGGAAGCAGCUAAGGUAGUCGAGAGUUUGGCUCAGGCAGAGAAAGACAAACAUGAAGUUGCUGCCUUAUCUAAUGAUGAAAGCAGCACCAUUAAUGCAUCAGUAAUAGAGAGUGAACCUUUCAUUGACAUGCAAAUGCCUUUCCCUGAGGAUUCCUUGGUCAUUAGGCCCCGAUUGGACAACCCUGCUGAGACGCAGAUGGAACGAAUCCCUGCUGAUAAAGUCCGAAGUCAAGGUAUCCCCCAUCUCUUGGGGCCCAUUAUCUCUUUCUCAUCUGCCUCAGAAACCUCAAUGAUGAAAGUGCUGCUUCUCUGUGUUGUAACUAAUGCUUCAACUCUUCGUGGUGCUGCUUUGAUGUAUGGGCUAUGUUUGUGACUGUCUCUUUUCGUUUUAUUUGACUUAAAUUUCAACAUUAAUAUAAAACCAAAUGCAGUGGGGUGUAUUUAGAGUGUUUUUUUGCCAGUAUAUUCACUAUACAUAUUACAUUAUGACAGAAUUGGUUAAAUUUAAAACAUGAGUUGUGAGAUACGGUUUCUUUACAAUGUUCGCACAUCCUAGGAAAGUUAUUCAUAGUAUUUAUUCAUGAUUGAUAGUUUAUCUAGUAUUUGCUCAUUGCUUGAAAGUUGAAAUUAGUCAGAAAUGUUGGUUUAAAAAGUAUAGUUAAAAUAUUAAUUGAUGUAUUUUCUACAUGAGAAAGCCAGUGACCUUAUUUAUCUUAACAAUAAAUGAUAAAUUGUAGAUUUUUUUUUUAGCAUUGUAUUUAUGUGCUUACGUGGCUCUUGCUGCUUUGCUGGAAUUUGCAGUAGAUCCACAGGAUGAGGCUGACAGGAAAGAGGGGCGUCUGGCUGUAAUAGCAGAUCACCUUGGUUUCAGCUGGUCAGAAUUGGCUCGAGAGCUUGAAUUCAGUGAGGUACAGAUCAAUCAGAUAAGAAAUGAGAAUCCAAAUUCUCUACAAGACCAAAGCCAUGCCCUCAUAAGGCUAUGGAAAGAAAGGGAGGGCAAAAAUGCUACAGCAGAGACAACUUUGAUGAAGACACUUACAAAAAUAAAUCGUAUGGACAUUGUUCAUCUCAUCGAAACAAAAAUCAUCCAGUCCAAUCAAGACCAGACAUCACACACCUAUGCAGAAAUUGAGCAAACCAUAUCAUUGGAUCAUAGUGAA
This is a messenger RNA of Cyprinus carpio (common carp), 10684 nucleotides long. RefSeq names its product ankyrin-2-like (gene ank2b). The record is from RefSeq and is a predicted model, not a curated record. Gene Ontology annotation, biological process: regulation of cardiac muscle contraction; protein localization to T-tubule. Gene Ontology annotation, molecular function: protein binding. Lineage: Eukaryota; Metazoa; Chordata; Actinopteri; Cypriniformes; Cyprinidae. Gene Ontology annotation, cellular component: T-tubule.